AAAAAAAUUGUUGGUGGAGGAGAGAAUCACAAUAUUUUUCCGAGAGAAAAUCACGGAAACCGAUGUAGAUUCUCUAUCUCCAGGUUGUUCACUUCAUUCAUAUAAAGAAGAAAGAAAGAGAGAGAGAGAUCUAAAGAAAGCUAAAAACAUGGAGUUUUUUUUUUUUUUUUUUGAAUUUUCUUUAAAUUCCCACGACUUUUCUCACUACGCAAGAAGAGCCUAUUUCUUCUCAGAUCUUACCUUUCCUUCAAUCUCUCCCACUUGAAUCAUCAUUUUGUUUCUGAAAAACGAAAACAAAAAAAAUUCUUUUUUCUGCACUUACUUGAGAACAAUGUGUAGUAACAACAACACAAGUAGUGGAAGCUAUGGAGACUUACAGUUACAUGAUGAGUACUCUGGUUCUUGUCGGAAGAAACAGAAGAAAGACAAAGUACGACGAAGAGGACCUGGUGUUGCUGAACUCGAGAAGAUCCGUCUUCAAGACGAGUACAAAUCUCCACUUUCUCCUUCAUUACCAAACAUAGAUCACCAUCAUACUCUCUUUGCUCCGGCUAGUAGCGGCUAUGAUUUAGUGACGAUUCCUCCAAACUUUUCUUUCCCGGAGAAACUUCCGUCGUUACCGGUUUUCCCGCUUUCGUACGGAUCUUUGAUUCCUCCGGCGUCGGUUUUUCAGAGGAACCAACAUUCUCUAAUGAUGAAUCUACCAAAUCCAUCUCCAGGAACAGGAAGAUUUUAUCAAUUCAUAGAGCCCCCUUCAAACCAAAGAUCUUGCGUUGAUUCUGUCUCUCAGUUUCUUGAGGAAGAAAAUAAAAAGAUGGUCACUGCGAAGAAGAGGCCAUGGCAUUUUCUCACAGACACCACGAAACCUAGCGUUGGACCAACCACAACUACAAGAAUCAUAAGGGAUGCAAUACAAAACCGGUCAAUGGAUGUAAGUCCGGUUCAAGAGACCGGUACAACAAUUAGCAAUCCCAUCGCCAUUGAUUCACCUACGUCCAUCCCACGUCAUUACCCGAGGUUUAUCCCGCUUGGCUUACAGUAUGAACAACAACCACAAAAAUACUUGGAUGAGAAUAUGCAAUGGAGAAGUAAAAAGCCGUUCUAUAGCUUCAUACCCUCUGGUGAUCCCAGCAAUGAUGACCGAGAACAACGGCCAUGUGACCGAUAUGAAUCAGCUGCUGCUGAUCAUGGAAUUGAUCUCAGCCUUAAGUUAUAGAGAUUUUAGAAUCUGUCUUAUCUAGCUUUGGAUUUAUCAAUUAACUUUCCCGCAACUCUAUUAUUUUGUGAUUCAUCGACGAAUCAGAAGAUUUGCUUAUAACUCUGAAAAGUCUUCCACUUGAGUUUCUAAUGAAAACUACUAUUAUUUGCAA
This is a messenger RNA of Arabidopsis lyrata subsp. lyrata, 1370 nucleotides long. Its product is annotated as protein SPEAR2. NCBI's taxonomy places the organism in Eukaryota, Viridiplantae, Streptophyta, Magnoliopsida, Brassicales, Brassicaceae. The transcript is spliced from 5 exons. Gene Ontology annotation, molecular function: DNA-binding transcription factor activity. The coding region runs from base 332 to 1216 and encodes 294 amino acids. The record is from RefSeq and is a predicted model, not a curated record.